AUGUCAUCCCAAGCACUGCGUGGCGCCCAUCGCUUGACUAAGACCAAGCAUGUCUUUGCUCACCACAAUAUCCCCCUCGAGUGCGACGUCUACUCGGCCGAGGACUACCCGGCUACCUCACCCGUCUUCCUGUACUUCCACUCGGGGGGUCUAGUCACCGGCUCCAGAUCUUGCGUACCACCAUGGCUUGCACAAGUCUGCUUCAGAAACAAAUGGCCUCUGGUAAGCGCAAGCUAUCGUCUGCUCCCACAGGCGAAAGCUUCGGGCUUGCUUGAGGAUGCUCGAGCAGCAUACAAAUUCGCGCGACACUUAGGCGCGUCCAGCAAUGCUGUCCAACGAAAGGUCAUUGUCGGCGGAGGGAGCGCUGGGUUCUUUAUGGCCUCUCUGACCGCCCACCACCUCACACCGUCCCCCAUCGCACUGCUCUCAGUCACCGGUAUCACCACCUUCCGCCAUCGCUUCUUCAACUCUUCAGUCUUGCUCACGCCAGAGCCCAUCGCUGAAUCGCAAAUGUCGCACCAUCUUGCGGCAGCCGUCUCUGUGGGAACUACAUCGGCCAACAACCCCCAAGUCUUUUAUCUCGACAAGCUCUUACCUGACGGGACCAAGAACGCCAACUUCGAUGUCACCACGGUCCCUAUCACAGAAGAUGGGAACCCCGAUGAGUUUCCCCGCGGGUGUCUUUACGAUUACUAUGUGUAUAGGAACGAGUUCCCUGGGCUCGUCGGAGACAUUGACCCAGGAUAUGAAUGGGCUAAAGCAGCAAGUGCCAAAGACAAGGUCGCAGCUUGGCCACCGACGACCAUAAUUCAAGGCAACGCGGAUGAGGACGUCGAUCUUGCCGUCAGUACUCACAUGGUUGGAUGUCUGGGAGAAGACAAGGCCAAACUGUUUCUCGCCGAGGGCCAGCCGCACCGAUACGAAGCCACCAGGUUUCUCGAGGAUGACGUCGACGGGAUGGAUGCAGUAAGACAAGCCGUCUCGAACCUCGAGGCCGACGUUGCUCGUGUGGCCUAG
Molecule: messenger RNA, 1017 nt
Organism: Colletotrichum gloeosporioides
Lineage: Eukaryota; Fungi; Ascomycota; Sordariomycetes; Glomerellales; Glomerellaceae
Exons: 3
Coding region: 1-1017 (338 amino acids)
Molecular function (GO): hydrolase activity
Source: RefSeq, a predicted model, not a curated record